This is a messenger RNA of Zingiber officinale, 1242 nucleotides long. RefSeq names its product expansin-A4-like. Bases 81 to 905 code for a protein of 274 amino acids. The record is from RefSeq and is a predicted model, not a curated record. The transcript is spliced from 3 exons. Gene Ontology annotation, cellular component: extracellular region. Gene Ontology annotation, biological process: plant-type cell wall organization. Lineage: Eukaryota; Viridiplantae; Streptophyta; Magnoliopsida; Zingiberales; Zingiberaceae.
UCUCCGGCGAGCAGCCAAAACUCGUUUUUGUCUCUCUGCCCCCCGCAGCGCGGCGCCGCCCAUCGCCACCAUUCCUAUAAAUGCCCCUCCUUCAUCGCCACAAGUCCACACAGCAACCAACAGCCAGUCUUCACUUCGAUCCCCUGUUCUUUCCUCAGAUGGCUGCCGGCGCUCUCUUCUUUCUCCAUUUCUUCUUUCUCUUAUCCGGAUACGCGUUUGCGGACUCCUACGGGUGGGAGUCCGCCCACGCCACCUUCUACGGCGGCAGCGACGCCUCCGGCACCAUGGGAGGCGCUUGCGGGUACGGGAACCUCUACAGCACGGGCUACGGCACCAACACGGCGGCGCUCAGCACGGCGCUGUUCAACGACGGGCUCAGCUGCGGCUCCUGCUACGAGUUGAAGUGCGCCGACGACCCCCAGUCGUGCCUCCCCGGCUCCAUCAUCGUCACCGCCACCAACUUCUGCCCCCCAACCUACGACCUCCCCAGCGACAAUGGCGGCUGGUGCAAUCCCCCGCGCCCGCACUUCGACCUCGCCCAGCCGGCGUUCCUCCAUAUCGGGCAGUACCGCGCCGGCAUCGUCCCCGUCUCCUUCCGCAGGGUGCCUUGCGUGAAGAAGGGGGGAAUACGGUUCACCAUCAACGGUCAUUCCUUCUUCAACUUGGUCUUGAUCACGAACGUGGCCGGAGCCGGCGACGUGCACUCCGUGUCGAUCAAGGGGUCGAAGGGCGGGUGGCAAGCGAUGUCGCGCAACUGGGGCCAAAACUGGCAGAGCAACUCGUUACUCGACGGGCAGAGUCUCUCCUUCCAGGUGACGACCAGCGACGGCUUGACGGUCACUAGCUUCGACGUCGCACCGGCCGGGUGGCAAUUCGGCCAGACCUUCGAGGGUGGACAAUUCUAACUAAGCUCAUCAAGGAAUUAAGGCUUGUCGGAUGCCGAGGUAGCUAGCUCAUCAGGCAGCACCCGCACUAUACCAUAUAUAUACUUACUACUUAGCAAGUAUUCAACACUGUAAUUUAUAAGCCAUUUGUGGAAAUUAUGGGAGCCAUGGCUUACCUUACAGUUACAGGGAAGGUAAUUCAUCUCAACAUAAUUAUGAAUGUGGUGUGGAAUUGGAUUAUUAUCACCUACUGACGGUGUUAGGAUAUGAUCUUUAGUGUUUAAAGGGAACUGAGUUCUUACUUUAUUGUGUAUUCUAAGAGGCAAAAUAUAUGUAUCCACUCGGGCUCCUGAUCUUA